Nylanderia fulva is the source of this 507-nucleotide messenger RNA. The record is from RefSeq and is a predicted model, not a curated record. NCBI's taxonomy places the organism in Eukaryota, Metazoa, Arthropoda, Insecta, Hymenoptera, Formicidae.
AUGGACUUUAAUGUAAUACAGUUUAUACAUCUUCAUUCGGAACUUCGUAAAAUAUCUUGUGAAAUUGACUCGAUAUUUGGAGCACAGAUGACUUUUAAAAUGGGAUGUAAUUUUUGUUGGUUAGCGCUCGACUUACGUGAAAUUUUUAGCGUAGUACUCUUCAACAAUUAUAUCACGUCUAAUAAAAUACUAUACGCUAUUGUAAUGCUACUCUGGCUUUGUCAUAACCUUUUUAAACUCUUCUUCAUUAAUUAUGUAUGCGAAACAGUCAGCACCAAGGCAAAUGCAACAGGAAAUUUAAUGAAAAAAAUACCGUAUUCUACUUGUGAUGAUGAAAUUCGUGAAAAUAUAUCAAUGUUUCUACUGCAAAUAACACAAGCGCCAGUCAGAUUCUAUGGAAUUGGACUUUUCCAAUUUGGCUACAAAUUUCUUUACGGGUUCAGCUCAUCAAUUAUGACCGUCGUAGUUCUACUAAUACAAGCAUUAAUAAAUAAACAAACAUUUUAA